GAAAUACAUUGUUAAGAAAGAUUUUCAACACACAAAUGUGUCAUUUCCUUUCUUCAUAUGCCCUGCUGAAAUAUUAUGUGAUAAAGCUUUGAGGUUUCAGUUGUUAAGAGAGGGAAGUGGAUAAAUCAGUGCUGCCGUCUUUGGGACACACGAAGUAUGGACCAGUGGGAUAACUUUCUGGAUCAGCAGGAGGACACUAAGAGCUGUACAGAGUCUGUGAGGUUUGAUGCUCGCUCCAUGACAGCUUUGCUUCCUCCGAAUCCUACAAACGGCCCAACCCUUCAAGAGAAGAUGAAGUCUCUCAAAGCCGCACUGAUCGCCCUUUACCUCCUCGUGUUCGUAGUGCUUGUUCCUAUCUUCGGAAUCAUGGCAGCGCAGCUCCUGAAGUGGGAAAUGAAGAAUUGCACAUUUGGUUCAAUUAGUGCAAAUGAUGUGUAUGCAAGUCUCGCAGGAAAAGGAAACGACAGUGAAGAUGAAAUAAGAUUUCAAGAAGUCGUUACAGAACACAUGAGCAACCUGGAGAAGAGAACCCAGUAUCUUUCAGAUAACCAAGCCAAUUUCAUAGAUUCUGAGAAUUUCCAAAAUUUCAGUGUAGUGACUGAUCAAAGAUUUAAUGAUGUUUUUCUCCAGCUAAGUACCUUGGCUUCCUUCAUCCAGGGACAUGGAAAUGCAAUAAGUGAAAUCUCCAAUUCGUUGAUAAGUCUGAACACCACAUUGCUUGAUUUGCAGCUUACUAUUGAGACACUGAAUGGCAAAGUCCAAGAGAAUGCAUUUAAACAACAAGAGGGGAUGAGCAAAUUGGAGGAGCGUGUGUACAAUGCAUCAGCAGAAAUUAUGUCUCUGAACGAAAAACAAGUGCAUUUGGAACAGGAAAUAAAAAGAGAAGUGAAACUGUUGAAUAACAUCACUAAUGAUCUCAGGCUGAAGGACUGGGAACAUUCUCAGACCCUGAAAAAUAUCACUUUAAUUCAAGGUCCUCCUGGACCUCCAGGUGAGAAAGGAGAUAGAGGUUCCAUCGGAGAAGUUGGUCCACGAGGCGUUCCAGGUCCAGUAGGUCCUCCAGGUCUCAAAGGUGAUCGAGGAUCGAUUGGCUUUCCUGGAAGUCGAGGAUUCUCAGGAACACCGGGAAGACCAGGAAAUCCUGGACAGAAAGGCCAGAAGGGGGAAAAAGGGAGUAGAAGCACGCUAACAUUAUCUAAGACAGUUCGACUCGUUGGUGGUAGUGGCCCUCAUGAAGGCAGAGUGGAAAUUUUCCAUGAUGGCCAGUGGGGUACCAUUUGUGACGACCGCUGGGAAUUGCGUGUUGGACAGGUCAUCUGUAGGAGUUUGGGAUACCAAGGUGUUCAGAAUGUGCAUAAGGAUGCUCAUUUUGGACAAGGUACUGGUCCAAUAUGGCUGAAUGAAGUAUUUUGUUUUGGGAGAGAAUCAUCAAUUGAAGAGUGCAGAAUUAAACAGUGGGGUGUAAGAGCCUGUUCACAUGCUGAGGACGCUGGAGUCACUUGCACUACAUAAUGUAUCAUAUUUUCAUUCACAUGUAUGAAAUUGUUGCAAAAUGAUUUUUAUUACUUUGCUUCAUUAAAAUCAGUUUAAUGAAUAUUUAGGGGUUAAGAAUAUUGUCCAAAGGAAAGGGAUAUUUAAAAAUCACUCGAUAAACAUAUUAAAUACCUUCUACUUACUGUACGUCUAUAUUUGAACCAUUUUAACUUCUCUAGCUUUUUAAAUGUAAUUUUCUAAUAUAGUGACUUAUGUAUUGAAUUGAAUAUAUUGAAGUUAAGCCUUCUAGAUGACAAAUGCCACUGAUAAUGAAAACACACUCUGAUCAUUGGCUCCAAUUUAUAUCUUCACCACAAGAUUACAGCUUUUGCCUUCUUUGUAAUCUAUUUAGUUGAUUUUAAUGUGAUUAAUUUUUGAAUAGGGUUGAGAAGAUUUCUUUUGUGCUCAGUUUGCAAAUUCUCCAAUCCAUACACAUUUUUAAAGGAAGAAUCUUGCCCAGCUAUCAAGGUCUCUGUGCAGUAACUAUAGCAAUGUUAAUGAUACGUUUCUGCCAUGAUGAAAAACUCAUAUUGAUGUGACUAAUAACAUGGUUAUUAACAAUAAUAUGGUUGUAUAUUACAUGGUCAUGUAUUGAUAGAGCUUUUUUUUGUCUUUUUUUAAAGUGAACCAUAAAGUUAGUUGAGAGCAGGACGUAAGAGAAAAGAACAGGCCCACCAUUGCUGUAGGUGUCUAGACAAUUUGUGGAUCAAAAAUGUCAUUUUCAACAUGGAGCUCAGUUUGUUAUGCAUUUUAAAUUAAGUUGAGCAGUUGCCUUGUUACAAUUCUAGAACACCAUGUUUAAAAGGUAAGUAAGAUCGAUACUUAACUCCAUUCUAACUAACAGCAUGCAGAUGUCUUGAAAGCAGAGGGAAGUUUCAACAACCCUUCUGUGGAGUCUUCCAUGAAGUGAGUCAAUAAUUACAACCAGAGACAGAGGCAUCUUCAGCCCUAAAGGGUUGAUGACCGUGCACAGGCCAAACUAGUACCAAGUUCACCCUGGAACCUGGUGACUCUGCCCAACUGUCUAGGUGGACAGGCAGAAAGACCAGUGAUUGCUCAAGUCCAACUGAAUCUAAUCUCAGCCUUGAGAAAAAUAAUUUCCAGGUUUCCUGAGCCCAACACACAGGAACAUGUGAUGAGAAAACAGUACCAGUACAGACUGGCUCUGCUGUCCUUUCUUUAAUAGUGAUAAGCCAAAGCACAGGCUUAAGCAUUUUUUCAUAUCCUGAGGUCUCAGCUCACAAAGAGUAACCAGACAGUACCCUCUCGCUUGCAAAGGCACCAAUGUUGUCUUGGAAUUUGAACUAUUGGAGAAGGCCUGCUGGAAAUGCACUUUUAUCGUGGUAUGUUCUGCUUGUUGAACAUAGGUGAUUUUCUCCAGCAGUGUAAUUUUGUGGUUAAGAGAAUGAACUCUGAAUCUAGACAGACUGUCUCAAACCCUAGCUCUACCUUGAGCUAAUCAUUCAUUCUCUUGGGCUCAAUUUCAUUACGCAGCUGUUUCCUUCAUAUGGUAAACAGGAUGGUGUUCCUUCACAUCAUCAGCCUGUGUGAGAGGUCUGGGAUCAGUGCUGUGGGUUAUGAAUUUUAUACUGCUGUAGGCUAUGUGGAUACCAAUUUUCCCCCGUCUGUGUAGACACUCAUAUCUUUAAAACUGAUAAGUACACUAAAAGCCCUUUUUGUAACUGAGAUAAUCUACUAAACUCAGUCCAGUGUAGGAAGGAACUUAGCCAUGCCAGUAUAAUUCGGGGGCUCGAGUUACUUUGGAAUGGUGAAUUGCAUUAACUCCUUCAGGAAGUGGUAAUUUGUGAUUUGGUUUUGAAAGGAAGGGAGGAAGAAAGUAGAGAAGGAAGGAGGGGAGGGAGGGAAAAAGGAAGAGAGAAAAGAAUACCUGACCAGAAUCAAUGUAUUCUACUUGUCUGGACACCUAGCAUCAAAAUAAAUGCAAAAUAUGCAUUAACUUAUUUUUUAAGAGGAAGAAGGAAAAAAAAAAGGGGGGAAAGGAGGUAGAAAAUAAGAAUACCGGUUGAUUAUUUGAGAAUCAAACAUAUUUUACCUCAAUUAUCUGAAUAAUGUCACCUAAAACUUUCAAUUUUUCCAAAAAAUUAUGAACCAUGGGAGUCUAUACGCAGGGAAAAUGUUGAACUGAGGCAUAUGCCUAAUACAAAUCACACAGCAAUCCUGUUAUUAAGAGGGGAGUGGAUCCUUUGGAGCCUGGGUCAUUUAGGUGUGGUCAGGAUUGCUGUGAUGGUUAUGCCCAAACCAGUCACUGGCAGGAGAACCAAACGUACCGUUGACGGAUUAGAACAGUAAGUGUGAUUUGCUCUCCAGGGCUGGAAAAGCUCAAGGUCCCAUGUUAACUAAAUGAUAUCAUGGUUCUUGACAAAACAGGAAGGGAAUGGCUGUCAAGGAGACAAUUAACAGUGUUUCCACAGAAAUAACAUUUAGGAGAUGGUUCUGUUGACAUGUUAUUGAAAUAGAAUAUAGGAAUUUUAGAAAUAUCUGUUUGGCACUAGGUGUAGCUCUGUGUCUCUUCCACAAGAAUGCUACGGGUAAAAAAAAAAAAAGACCUUAAAACAAAAUAUACAUCAAAUAAGUGAUAUAUGGUAACAAUAAUUGGUGUAA
Molecule: messenger RNA, 4155 nt
Organism: Camelus dromedarius (Arabian camel)
Lineage: Eukaryota; Metazoa; Chordata; Mammalia; Artiodactyla; Camelidae
Gene: MSR1
Product: macrophage scavenger receptor 1
Exons: 10
Coding region: 157-1512 (451 amino acids)
Biological process (GO): receptor-mediated endocytosis
Cellular component (GO): synaptic cleft; membrane; dendrite
Molecular function (GO): scavenger receptor activity
Source: RefSeq, a predicted model, not a curated record